AGACAGAACGCGACAGCUAAUGUUGGCUAAACUUUAUGUUUUGUCACUUAAACUUAAUUUAACCUUUGUUGUUAAGAGAUGGCGGUUGGCUACUUAUGAAGAAAAAGUUUGGACAUUAGCUUGAAGAAAAUUUGUACUUUGAAAGAGCGGCAGGUUUAGCCGAAGUGAACAUUAGCGUGAUUAUUUAAGUUUUGGUAGCUAGCUUAGCUAAGCCGCUGUUUAAAAAAAGAUAGCAUUUUGUCAGCACAAAAUAACGCGACAUCUGAAAGUGGUGAAUAGGACAUGAUAUUAAAUUAGCCAUACUGUGACUUGGGUGAUCUUUGGUCUUUGUUAAUGGCUUUGAGACCACUGAGUAAUUUAAAGAGUGAAAUGGAUAAGAGAGGGUCUUGCUCCAACAGCCGCAACACCAUAAAGACAGACCUCAGCUUGCUGCUGGAGUGUCUUAAGUUUCAGAGGAAAUGUCCGGAUUUACAGAAACAAGCUCUUCUCACCAUUCACUCUAUUUGUGAAAACAGAGAGGAUAACGUGGACCUCCUGAGAGAAAUGGGAGGUGUGGCAUUUGUGUAUAACCUCUCCAAAUCCAGCAUUGUUCAUUCAGAUGUUAAGGAGACUGCCCUCUUUACUCUUGGAACGCUGGCAGAGGCCAAUGUGUAUUGCAAGAAUUCCCUAUGCAGAAAGGAGACAUUUGCAGAUCUGGCUUGCUGGUUGAUGAAAGAAAACAUCCCUCUGACACAGAAGAGAGUAUCUGUCUAUCUGCUGUCUGUGUUGGUGGCCAACAACAAAUCAGGACAGACCUUAGUCCAAACCACUGGCUGUCUGGAUAUUCUUCUGGAUCUUUUCAGGACCACUUUUCCCCGCUCCACAGACGAAACUUCAGUUGUAGCUAAUGCUACUUACGCCUACCAGCUCUGGGCAUCUGUGUCAAGUGCCCUCUGUGGAUGUGUCAACAAUCCUCAGAAUGAGGAGGGUCAGCGUAUUUGUGUGGCAGCCUUUCCCAUAGUAAAAAUCUGGCUUCAGCGGUUAUCUCUGCCACGCACAGAGAUUUUUCAGUCAAUAUGUUCCUUCAUAGCAAUGACAGUUGCCAACAACUCCUAUGUUCAGGAGAGUUUUUCUGCCUCGGGUGGUUUGGAAACUCUCACUCUCUCGCUGGUUCGUCUAGCUUCUGUGGCAGAUACAAGCUUGUUGUCUUGUCAACUUUCUGUCAUUAUAUCCAAGACCCUGUCAGCGUGUAUUAAUGAUAACUCUGCUCUGGCUUCAGGUCUGGCUCAGUAUGGCAUAGUGUCCCAUCUCAUCUCCCUGCUGGCUAGCCCAAACCUGGACCCUGGAGACAGGCUCCCAGUUUUACUUACCCUGGGCCACUGCACUGAGGCCUCCAAGGAGCACCAGUCCCAGUUGGUGCAGUGUGGAGGCCUGCCCCUUAUCAUAACUUUACUCACAGAGGACAUAAGCGAGGAGGUUAGGAAGGCUGCUACGUUCAUUUUGCAGUCCUGCAAACAGGCCACCAUGUCCUUGGCAGUGCCUGGUCUGAUAGCGAGACAUGAGAAGGAUGAAAACACGGAGCCCCUUACAGACAUGGACAGCUUCAGGAGCUCAGCCAGGGAGUUGCUGCGCAGGAUUGACCUGCUAGAGAAGAAACAGGCAGAGGAGGCUGAGGAUAAGCAGGAAGACAAAGGCCCACAAACUUCAACCAAAGGGCUUGUUUUACCCUCUCUGUCUCCUGCAUUACCUCUACCUCUGUGCCAUAAAUCCACAGCAUAUAAAUACAGCAACACUCACAAGCAUACAGAAGCAAGGGUUAACAACAGUGUUAAACCCCAAACUGUUAGAAACAUGAUCAUGAAGGAGAAUGACAGUGAACUGAAGAAUAUGAGCUCCAGUUUCAGUACUCAGGAGGAGAGGGCUAAAACCAGCGGAAGGGAUGAGUGGUGUUCAGUGUGCAAGGGUACUGGAGUCUUAAUCUCUUCUUAUGCACAGUCACUAGAGGGAGGCACAGAGCUACAAACAGCACACAGUCAGCUGUUUAAGCCCCCCGCACCAGUGAGGCACAGUGUACCAAAAAAAAAAAAAUGUCCUGAUGAAGAAGAGUUACAAGACUGGGAGAUGGAUAAGGAGGGGGAAACCACAGCAGAGGAACGCUCACUCUCUCGGUGUGCAGGCUGUGUGUUGCCUUUUGAGAAAGUGACCAGUCGCACCUUUGCAUCUCUUCAAAGCUCAUGCCGUCACAGCUGUGACAUGCACAAAUCUCUCCAAGCAGCCACAGAGCAAUUCAGGACUCGUCACUGCAGCCUUAUGUUCAGGACAGAGAGCCAGGACAACACUGUGGAACUGGUAGACCAGAGCUCCGAGAGAGCGUCAGCAGCAGAGCCACAAAGAAACCGAGAAUACUGGCGCGAGGUCUCCCUGACUCCCCUACGUAAAGGAGCUCUGAAAGGCAAGAGCUCGCUGCCAGAACAGCACUGGAGGAAGCACAAUGGCAUCGCUUUGACUCCACUGCGCAGAGGCACUAAAAAGGAGACAGUCACCUCUUAUAACAAGACCGAUGCAGAGAGAAGACGGGGGGAUAAUGGCAAACAUCGUGUUCUUGAUGAUGAGCCGAAGACUAGCACAGAUCACUGCUCCACUAGAAGGAAGAGGAAGGAUUUCAGCCUUGAGGAGGUGCACUACCUACUGAGCGGAGUAAAGAGAUUUGGCUUCUCUUGGAACUCCAUCUUGUGGUCAUAUCCCUUCCAACCUGGGCGCACCAACGUUGACCUCGCCAAGAAAUACAGGCGGCUGACGAAAGGUAAAACCCAAGUUGCUGACUGUGCAUUGUCAAAGUCCUGAGAUCCUGGGGCAGAGCAAUAAUAAUGGCCCUCUGGAAAUCAACAGCUUUGAAUGAUCUAAAAGGCAUUAAUUCAUUCUUUCCAUCUUAAAACACUGUUUUGAUUGUAAAAGUAUCCAAAGCUUUACAUAUUCCAUGUACUUCAAAUAUAUUAGUACUCAUUUGAUUUUUAGUACUUAGUAUAUGGUUUGCACUCUUAAUAAUUAACAAAUACUUCUAAUUGUUUAAUAUAUGUUAUAUAUUAAAACAGUUG
Molecule: messenger RNA, 3074 nt
Organism: Toxotes jaculatrix (banded archerfish)
Lineage: Eukaryota; Metazoa; Chordata; Actinopteri; Toxotidae
Gene: terb1
Product: telomere repeat binding bouquet formation protein 1
Exons: 20
Coding region: 334-2823 (829 amino acids)
Biological process (GO): meiotic attachment of telomere to nuclear envelope; homologous chromosome pairing at meiosis
Molecular function (GO): protein binding
Source: RefSeq, a predicted model, not a curated record